Molecule: messenger RNA, 417 nt
Organism: Eremothecium gossypii ATCC 10895
Lineage: Eukaryota; Fungi; Ascomycota; Saccharomycetes; Saccharomycetales; Saccharomycetaceae
Gene: MMS2
Product: E2 ubiquitin-conjugating protein MMS2
Exons: 2
Coding region: 1-417 (138 amino acids)
Biological process (GO): protein K63-linked ubiquitination; DNA damage tolerance
Cellular component (GO): nucleus
Source: RefSeq, marked provisional
AUGUCAAAAGUUCCAAGAAGCUUCAGGCUCCUCGAGGAGCUGGAGAAGGGCGAGAAGGGCAUGGGCCCGGAGUCGUGCAGCUACGGGCUCGCGGACGGCGACGACAUCUCGAUGACGCACUGGAACGGCACGAUCUUGGGGCCGCCGCACAGCAGCCACGAGAACCGCAUCUACUCGGUGGUGAUCGAGUGCGGCGCGGAGUACCCGGACCGGCCGCCCAAGGUGCGGUUCAUCUCGCGGAUCAACCUUCCAUGCGUGGACCCUUCGACGGGCGAGGUGCGGCCCGAGGCCUUCCACGCGCUCCGCGACUGGAAGCGCUCAAGCAACAUGGAGACGCUGCUCCAGGACUUGCGCAAGGAGAUGGCGUCGUCGGCGAACAAGAAGCUCCCGCAGCCGCCGGAGGGGAGCACCUUCUAG